AUGGCGGCGGACUACCAACAGGGAGAAAGCUAGUAAACGCGAGUCUGUGGCAGCGAGCCUCGGGCCCGACGAGUAUUAUUUAUCUCUUAGAGUUUAGUAUUUCUCUCGGAUAUUUCGUAUGAAGAAGUUUUCCUUUUGUUUUAGCCACAGGGACAGCGGCGAUGGAAGACGAGGAGAGGCAAAAGAAGCUCGAGGCCGGCAAAGCAAAGCUGGCUGAGUACCGGCAAAGGAAAGCUUACACAGACUCCCAGAAGAAACAGAAAAAGAAGAAGAAAAAGAAGCCAGCUGAUGAGUCGGAGGGUGAUUCACAAGAAAGAGUGGAGGUCGGGCAGGAUCAGUCUGUGGGAGGAGAGGAUGUCUCAGGUGGAGGACAAGAUGAAUCAGAGGGACGAAAUAGAGACCAACCAACAACAGAGUUUACCUUCACCAAGACGCUGAGGAGUGGAGAGACUGUGAAGCAUGAGCAGACCUAUAAGAUUGAGCCAGAGAGUGAAAUUUCUACCACUGCUGAAGAUUAUUCCUCCGAGGUAAAUGGGUGCCAUGAUGAGAUGACAGAGAACCUAAUGAUGUCUUCAAAGGAUUUUAUCUGGGAGGAGGAGGAGCCCCUGCAACAGGUGACCAAGGGAAAUCCAAUACAUGAUAUGGAGGAUGCACUAGCUACUAAGACCCAAGCAGAGGAGCUGAAUCAAGAGCUUGAAGAAAUCAGGUCUGCCUUUGGUACAGAAGGAGUACAGCAGCUGCAGGACUUUGAAGCAGCUCUGAAGCAACGAGAUGGCAUCAUCACCCAGCUCACAUCUAACCUUCAGCAGGCUCGUGAGGAAAAAGACGAGAUCAUGAAAGAAUUUUUGGCCCUGACAGAACAAAGUCAAAAACUGCAUAUUCAGUUCCAGCAGCUUCAGGCAGGAGAAACGCUGAGAAACACCAGCCACAGCAGCACUGCAGCUGAUCUUCUGCAGGCCAGACAGCAGCUCGUUCAGUACCAGCAGCAGCUGGAGGAGAUGAAUGUCGAGGUCAGAAAACAUCAGGAGAGUAGCAGUGAACAGCUGGAGCACAUCAGCCAGCUCCAGGACAAACUCAGCGAGAUGGAGAUGUCAGGGAGAAGAUCAGAGGAUUCAUUUACCCAAAGGAUAAGUGAGAAGGACUUGCUGAUUGCAGAACAAGAAAAGAUCAUUUUGAAUCAGAAGCAGUCGCUAACAGAGUUAAGAACAGCAGAAGAGUCUCAUGCACAAAUGCUAAAAGAGAGGAAUCGGUUAAUUUCCGAGCAAACUGCAAUAAUCACAGAACAUGAGCGGUCAUUGACUCUACUCAGAGAGGAACUUACGAAUACAGAAAAGACUACAGAUGAGAACAUUAUACACCACUCAGAUAAUAAAGCCCUCAUCAUAGCAGAGCAAGAGAGGGUCAUUUCAGAGCGUGACUGUUCCCUUACCCAGCUUGAAGAUGAGCUGGAGACCUCUGAGAAACGCCUGCAUGACCUCCAAGAACGAAUGGCUGCAAAGGAAUCUGAGCUAGAAAUGUGUAUGGAUGCACUGGAAAGCACGAAAUCUGAAUUACUAAGUCAUAAAAGUGAAAUGGAGAGUUGUAAAUUGCAAUUGGAGAAAGGGCAAAUAGAGUUAGAAAACUGUAAGGCUGAACUUGCUGCUUCCAGACAGAAAGAGCGAAUGUCAUCUAAUGAAAUCAUGCAGCUCAUGGGCACAGUGGAAGAGCUGCAGAAGAGAUGUCACCAGGGCAGCAUGUCUGAGAGUGACAUUAUCCAAAAAAUGCAGGAAGACACUGUGAGGAAGCUUGAACUUCUCAGGGGAGAGCUAGAUGAGAUGUAUGGCCAGCAGAUAGUCCAGAUGAAGCAGGAGCUUAAUCAGCAGCACGCAGCAAGAGUUAAGCAAAUGACUGAGCAACAUCAUGCUGAGAUAGAGCUUCUAAGAGUUCAGCUGUCCCAAAGUUCCACUGGCAGCAUGGCAGAGGUGGAAACAUUUCAUGCUAAGAUCAGGGAGCUUCAGGAGACUUUAGAGCAGUCUCAAGCAAUGCAGGAUGAAGCCAAACAUGAGUUGAGUCAAGUCCUCCAAGAGAAGUUUAACCUACAGGUCAAGGUUGAGGAUCUUCUUCAAGAUCUCCAUUCAGCUAAAGAAAAAGUGGAGCAGGUCUCCAAAAGACUAUUCUCUCAGGAAAGUAAGCAGGGUGAACUGCAGCAACUCCAGGAGACAAUUGACAAUCUGAGGAGUGAGCUGUCUGCUGCUCAGGAAGCUGCACAAGAAGCAGAAGCAAAACAUGAAUCUGAAAUAACCAAUUACAAGAUCAAGUUGGAGAUGCUGGAAAGGGAGAAAGAUGCUGUGCUAGAUCGCAUGGCAGAAUCGCAGGAAGCGGAGCUGGACAGACUAAGGACUGAGCUUCUGUUCAGCCACGAGGAAGAGCUCACCCUUCUUAGGGAAGAGCUGCAAAGGGAGAGCUUCCUGAACACAGAGAACCUUCUUAAUGAAGCAGCUAUCAGACACGAGAAGGCUUUGGAUGAGCUGCGUAUAAGUUAUGCAGAAGAACUACAUCUGUUACAAAAAGAGAACGCAAGUUUUGGAGUAGAGCGAGAUGAACUUUUGCACCAAAUUCUAGGGCUCAAAGAAGAUUUGAAACUGGCUUUGCACGACUCUAAAGCGGAGAAGCUUGUGCAGCAGCUCCAAGAACUUAAGGUGGAGCUGGAGGAACUUCGCAAGGGAGCAGAAGAACGAGGAAGAAUGCAGAAUGAAAUUCAGAUGUUACAGAAAAAGACAGGGGCGCUUGAAGAUCAGAUAAAAGAAAGAGAACACUAUUGGGACUGCAAACAGAAAGAGAAUGACCUAGAAAAGGAAAAUCUUGUUGGAUCUAAUAACACUUUGAGAAAAGAGUUGGAACGCAAUAAUAUGAAAAUGGAAACUCUCACAGCAGAAAACAGUCAAAUCCAGCUACAAGUAGCUGAGCUUCAGGAAGAAGUUGAAAAGCAGAGGACUACUUUCUCUUUUGCAGAAAAGAAUUUUGAGGUGAACUAUCAGGAGCUCAAGGAAGAGUAUACGUGUCUCAUUGAGGCAAAAACGCAGCUGGAAGAGAGGACGUUGAGGGAGACACUUGAGUUUGAGGCGAAAAUUGCCAUCCUUCAGUCACAGAUUCGUGAGCUUGAGGAGAGCAACAGAGAUAUCAAAAUGGCGGAGGCUAGAACAAAUGGAAAAUCUGUGAUGGAAAAGGAUUCUACAGAACUACUGGAGAAACUCAAUAUUACUUUGAGUGAGAAGAAGAGCCUGGUUGAAAGGCUCUCUGAAGUUACAGAGCAAUUUAUGUUUACAGAGAACAAAGUGGGGGAGCUGGAAAAAGAGCUCAUGAAAGUACAACAAGAAAACGCAAAGGUCAUUGCUCAAAACACAAGUCUGGGAAAGGAGCUUGAAAAGAAGCAGGAGAUUAUGAGAGAGCAAAUGAGAGGGAAAGGUGCCCAGAAAAAAGCUAAGCUCCAGGAAGGAGAACAAGCUGGUGAGCCAGUUUAUUCUUUGGAGGAUCAUCAACUUCAGAUUCAAUCUCUGCAAGAGGAGAUAAAGGCUCUUCAGUCCCUCUUACCUGCAGCUGAAACAGAGAGAGACAACAUCCGGCAAACACUGGAGCUCCACAGGCUUUCACAUACUCCAUCUCCAGCAGCGGUGCACUCCUCGGGGGAGGGACCUGUUGAAGGACGAUCUUCUCCGCACAAGCCCACAGCCUCAGGGUCAAGCAGGCGCAAGAGACGGCAGAGGUCGAAGCAGGAGCGCAAAGUGGGCACUGCUCUUUCUGACAGCAGAGAGGAAAAACAAAGGGAGGAGGAAGAGCAGGCAGUGUUGGAGGAAGCGAGGACUAAAAGUGGUGCAGAGGAGAUGCAGCCUCAGAUGCAGAGCCAGGUUAUGUCAUGUUCACAAGAGAGGGUUGGUAAGAAGGACUCCACUGACGGGUACCAGGGAGACGGAGGCAGAGACUACAUCAACAAAGCGGUGAGCAGUCAUGGGACGGACAGCCACUCGGAUCGUGUCGUGCAUCAGAGAUCAGAAGUGGAAGGAGAGACCGCUGAGCAUGGUGAGUGCAAGCUGCAGAUGGAGGCUCAGCGCAUCAGCCUGUCUCAGAUUCACGCUGCCCAGCUUGAGCUCCUGCAGGAGGAGACAAGUGCCCGUACACGCUCUCUGGAGAAGAAACUCCAGGACCAGAAAGGCCACCCAGGUGAGCCAGAACAACAACGGAGUGUCUUCAGAUACCAGAACGCAAUAGAAGCUGUGUCAGAAGAAUGCAGUGAGAUCAUUCUGUCUUUUCAGAAGAUUUUUGGUGAAGAGUUUUUGGAAAGUCUUGAUGCAGAUAGCUCAUCGCUAAUUUCAGAGGAAAAACCAGCAACUAGUGAAACUACCUCCAUUGUCCUGGAGGCCAGAGAGGUUUACAGAAAUCUUCAGCGGUUGAAGGAAGGAAUUGAGCAAGAACAUCAUCGACUUUCUCAGCUCCAGGCACUGCUGAGAGCUGAUAGGAAUAAGAUAACCGAACUGCAGAUGGCCUAUGAUGAACUGAAGAAUACCAGCGAGAAGGAAAUCUCUGAUUUGCGCAUGCAGUCUGCCACAUUAAGCCCCUCCUCAAGCAGAGAUCUGGAGGAGCUUUCUGGUGCAUCUGCGCCCCCUUUGAUGGAGCUACAGAAGCUGAAGGCAGAGGCUCAAGAGAAGCAGCGGCAGUUGGAGAAAAGUCACAGGCAAGAGAUGGAGCGUCUCCGAGCUCACUACCAGCAGCAGGCCACUGAGACAGAGGAGCGAUACGCUACUGAGCUCUUCAUGCUGCAACAGCGCCUGCAGGAGGUUACAGGCGCUGAGACCUACAGCCUGUCCAGUGCUCCAGAGUCCAGCUCUGAGAGGAUGGAGGAGCACAGAGAGGAGCUAAAGGACCUGAGUGAGAAGGAGGCGUCAGAGGGAGGCGAAGAGUCACGCAGGUCUGCCAGGUCUUCUGGCCUGACAGCACAGCUGCAGGCACUGAGGAAAGCUCUCUACCAAAAGUACGUCCAAGAAGUGGCUGCUCUCAAAGAGCAGCACAGUAAUGAGCUGAGGAGACUGAGGGAAGAAAAGGAGCUGGAGUGCGAAAGACAGGAACAACGGGAAAACAGAGGGGAGAGAGAGCAGGAUCUCAACGGAUUUGUUGGCACUGGAAGGUCCACUGAGAGCCUCAGGGCAGCUGGGCAGAUCCUUGUGGAGGAGAAGCAACACCGUGAGAGAGUGGAGUUGGAAGUGGCCAAGGCCAUAGUUCAGAUGUCCGUGGAAUUUGCACAGCAGACCGAGCUGGCUCGAAUCACCAAACGUGCCUGCCAGACGAGCACUUCCAUGCAGACUCAGUGGGAUGAGGACGAGGCAGAGGACAGAGAUACUGAGGAGCAGACUCCAAGGGCUUCCCCCACUGCAGGCGCCUGGCUGGAGGACAUGGAGAGAGACAGACUAGAAAGGGAGUUACAGGAGAAGAAUGCUGAGAUUAGAAAGUUGAAGGAAGAGCUGCAGAAAACUGAAUCAGGACCUGAGCAGGCCUUAAAGACGAGCGAUAAUGGCGAGGGACAAGUUGAGAAAGGGGGCACUACACAUGCUGGAGGACUGAGAAGGGCAUUGCAGGAUGAUGGAGAGUCUUUUGAUAAAGAUGCUGAAAGAAAUCUGCUGCGUAAAGCCAACAAGAAGCUUAGCCAGGUGCUGGUGGACGUCCUGAAGACCACAGCAGCCGCAGAGGAAACCAUGGGCCUCCACAUGCAAAGUUUACAUGAAGCUUCUAGUGACGUGCAAAGACUUAACACAGAACAGAUCAAACCAUAUUCUGCAGAGAGUUGCCAGGGCAGCAAAAUCGGUGUAGAUGACCUGCGUUACUGGUCGGAGGAAGCAAAUGAAGGUCUGGAGGUGUCCCAGGAGAUGAUGGACAGCCUGCUGCUCGGAGCAGGGCCACAGCUCGAGAACGAGGGAUAUUUAAUGGGUAUCAGCAGCCGACUUCAGACAGCUUUGGAGAAAAUGUUGAUGGCCAUCACGGACACUACUAACCAGCUUGAACAUGCCCGGAUGACCCAGACUGAGCUGAUGCGGGAGUCCUUCCGACACAACCAGGAGAUGAAUGAGCUGCUGCAGAAGCAGGAGGAGCUGCAGGAGAGGCUUUCAGAGGAAGCACGUACCCGGGAGCAGCUGGCUCUGGAACUUCACCGCGCCGAGGGUCUUAUAGAUGGCUACGCAGGUGAACGGACUGCGCUGGAGGAGCAGUUACGCCAGAAGGAAGAGCUCCAGCUGAGCCUUGAGCAAGAGCUGCAGGUAACAAGUAGCCGGUUGCACGAGUUGGAGCAGGAGAGGAUUCAGAUGCAAGAGGAGCGUGAGCUGCUGUCACGGCAACAAGACGCAAUGAGGGAGGAGGCCGGGCCACGUGAACUUCGCCUAGUUGAAGCUGCAAUGGUUGCAGCACCUGAAGCAGACCUGCUGGAGGAGACAGAGAAGCUGAUGAAGGAGAAGGUGGAUGUCCAACGGCAGGCAGAGAAAGAGAACACUGACCUCUUGAAGCAGAUUAAGCUGCUGGAGGCAGAGCUGGAGGAGCAGGUCAAUAAGGUGAUUGAGCUGGAGCAUGCUCAGACAACAGAAAGUGGAGACCUCCGACAGCAGGUUCAAGCCCUGGAAAAACAGCUGGAGAAAAACAGAAAGUUUCUUGAUGAGCAAGCUGUGGACAGAGAACAUGAGAGGGACUUCUUCCAGCAGGAGAUCCAGAAACUGGAGCAGCAGCUGAGGAGUCCACAGAAGCUUCAGAUCGGCUCUGAGCAAAGAAACCGAGAGGUGGAGCAGCUGACCUCCCAGCUGAAGGAGAAGGCGGACUGGUGCAGUGAGCUGCUGCUCAGCUCCGAGCAACUGCAUCGUGAGUUGAAAGAGCGCGACGAAGAGAUUGACAAGCUGGAGAGCCGCAUCCGUGAGCUGGAGCAGGCCCUGCUGGCCAGUGCUGAGUCCCUGGAGAAGGUUGAACAAAAAAAACAGCAUGCAUCCAUCACUGAAGCAAGACACUCCACACUGGAGGCUCAGUUACAAACGGAGAGAGAAGCUCUGGAGCGGAAAGAGAAAGAGAUCUGUAACCUGGAGGAGCAGCUGGAGCAGUUUAGAGAGGAGCUGGAGAACAAAAGCGAGGAGGUGCAGCAGCUUCACAUGCAGCUGGAGAUCCAGAGGAAGGAGAUAAGCAGCCAGCAGCAAUACUUGGAAACAAGGGACAGUAUGCUCCAGGUGAUGGAGGAGAAGGACAGGGAAAUAGCACUACUUAAUGAACAGAUCACUAAGCUUCAACACAUGGACACAGGCUCUGAUAACAAGGAACUUGAUGAAAGGGAUGAGCUGAUCAAAGACCUGGAGUCUCAAGCAGAGUGCCUGCGAAGCGAACAGGAGCGCUUAAAGAGAAAUAAAGAAGAAGAACUUGACCAACUGAAUGCAGUCAUUGAGAAACUUCAGCAAGAACUUGCCAAUAUUGAGCAAAAGCAGGCUGCAGAGGAAGAUGAGGACACUAAAGUGAGUGACAUGUGGGGGCCAAGUAAAGACGAAUACAGUGAAAUGAAGCAGAGGAUGAACCGAGCCACCACAGAGCUUGAGGCACUGAAAACGGAGCACAGUAAGCUGUUAGCGACUUACCUGCGUUUGAAAGAGAGCGCAGAAGCCUUAGCUGAAACGGAAAAACUGGACAGCUCAGAGGGAGAGCUGGAAGAAGCUCUCAGAGAGAAAACUGCCGGCCUUGUGGUGUUGCAGGCACAAGUAAAUGCUCUAGAGCAGAGUGCAGCAUCCAGAGUGGAGGAGUUAGGUCUUCGAAUUCAGGAGCUUGAGGAUUUGGUUGUAGAAAAGGACUCUGAGAUAAGCCGCUGUCUGCUCCUUGUGGACCAAACUCAAAGCUAUGCAGAUGAUCUGCAAAAGAAAGUCUCUAAUCUGGAGGAAAACCUGAGGGAGAGUGUGGCAGCAGCGCUGGUCAGCCAGGCCACACUGGAGGCCUUCCAGCAGCAGCAGUCUAUGGGAUCAAAGCAGGAGCCACAAAGACACACUGAGCCACAUGUUCAUGACUUCAGUGACUUUGGAAUACCCCAGAUGGAUUUUAGCGGAAUGGGCCAAACAAAACCAAUACCAACUGGGAAAGUUGUUCAUCUGACACAGAAGCUUCGGGAUCUGGAGGUCGGACUCAGUGGGAUGCAGAAAGACCAGGAGCUCCAGAAGCAGCUGCUCUCCAGCUCUGAGGAGGAGGUGCUGGAGUAUGAGAGGAGGCUGGCUGUGCUCAUGGAUCUACUCAGUCAGAUGAAGACCAGAACACACCAAAGGACAUCUUCGUCUGUGGAGGGGUCCGAUGAGCAGCCGCUCGUGUCUCAGCUUCAUCUGGAGUUGCAGCUGGUCAGAGAUGAGGCUGCAGCCACCAAAGAGCAGCUCAGUGGCUACAAGGAGAGCUGCAGCAGACUGGAACAAGAACUCAGAGAAAAAACUACAACAAUAGAGAGACUCCAGGACCAACUUCAGAAGGUGUCUUCUAGUGGUGGUGAAGAGACAAAGAUGUCUGAGCUGGAAGAGGAACUGAUAGAGGCUCAGAAUGAAGCAGCUAUGACCAAAGAAGAACUGAACAGCUGCAAAGAAAGUUUGGAGAAACUGCAGGAACUGCUGCAGGAGCGAGAAAUGACCAUUGCUCAGCUUAAAGGGGAACUUUUCCAAGUAAAAGCUGCAGAAGAUAGAGCUGACAUGACUGAGAUCAUCCAGGAGCUUAACGAGGUCAAAAGCAAUGCAGCUUCCACCAAAGAAGAACUCAAAAGGUACCAGGAGCAUAACAAGAAACUUCAAGAGGACCUCCAAGUUAGUGACGUCUCUAUUUCUAGUCUCAAAGAGGAGCUUCAGGAGAUGAAAAGGAAUGUGGAUACCACCAAAGAGGAACUCAACAGCUACAGGAAACACAAUGAGAAACUUCUUGAGGAACUCCACGUUCGUGAACUCUCUAUUUCAAAGCUUAAAGAAGAACUCCAAGAGGUACGAACAACCGUUAUGAAGACAGCAGAAUCUGGUCCUCCUUCUCCAUCUCCCUCCCCCUCUCCAUCUCCUCAUCCUCCCUCCUCUACCUUUUCCUCCUCCACCACACAACCCAAAAGGAAAGGAAGCAAACAGCCGGUGGCUAAGGGAAGCAGUGCCAAAGAUAAACCAUCCCUCUCCAGGAAAAACUCUGCCCCUUCCAGCCAGUCAUCCAACAAGUCUCACAGCCCUCGGUCGAACAGCAGCUUGGAGCACCAACAUGUAGCUGUGACAGACUCGUUCACACAAACCGAACCUCUCCAAAUGUCUGAUCUCAGUCCGGACAGCAAGUCUGCCGCCAAAGAGAAGAUGGAAGAAGUGAUCACAGACUUCCAGGAGAAGAUUGUGCAGAUGCAGGAGCUCCACGCAGCAGAAAUCCUUGAUAUGGAGGCUCGGCACAUUUCAGAGAGCGAGAACCUCCGUAGGGACACACAGGCGCUGGAGGAUGAAUGUAAAACCCUGAAAGCUGUCAUCGACAAACUGCGCUCAGCCGAGGUGAGGCUGGGAAACAAAGAGGAACAUGGUCCCUCUUCAAGACAAGAUCGUACAUCUCAGUUUAAAGACGGCUAUAUGAGUGACAGCAGCUCAGAUUACAGCCAGAGAACUGGAUGUGAACUCCCGAGCUUGCAACAGGAGUUCAGGACAACACCAGAGGGUGCCAGAAGAGAGAAUGAUGAUCCGCUACCUGACCAGAUUAAGACGUUGCUUCGUGAGGUACAUCAGGAAGGCAUGCAGGUUCUUCAUCUGUCAGAGCUCCCAAUUUCUGAAGGCGAGCCAGGCAGCCAGUUCCACGUCGAGGGCUGGAUGAAAGAGAGAGAUGCCCUACUAGCGACUAUAGAGUCUUUAAAAGGCCUCAUCACCCAGAUGCAGACACACAGACAAACACAGACAUCAGGUGGUGCAGACUGGCGUGCAGAGCUCCUGGAAUCAGUGCGGCAGGUGUUUGUGAGGGAGAGGAGUGUGCUGAAGCAUGCCCUCUACAGCCAGCUGGACCUGCUGGACACCAACGAUGCCAUCAUUCACCUCAAUCAGCUGGAGCGCCGGCUGGCUGAACAGGACGCCCAGCACAGAGAGGCCAUGAGUUCACUCUUCACUGCAGACAGGUCAAGUCUUAUCUCUGAGAUUCAUCAGCUCCGUGGUCAGCUACAACAACUUCAUCAAGUUAAACCAGUCUCCCAGCCUGGCCUCUUAUUGGCUGCUGAAUGUAGUACGAAGGAGCAGAGGGCGGGUGAAGGAGCUGAUGGAACAACUGAGGCGAACAGGCUGCUGGUGGAGGAGCUGAAGGGUGAACUGUCCCAAACUAAACUAGAGCUGGAGACGACACUUAGGGCCCAACACAAACACCUCAAAGAGCUGGACACACUCAGGGUAGAGAUAUCGCAGAAAGCUGCAGAAGUGGAUGUACUGAAUGACCAGCUGAUGGAGGAGAGGAAAAGAAGCAGAGAUCUUCAGUGGGCAGUGGAGAAGGAGAGGUGCCGAACUGGGAGAAAUGAGGAGAGUAAACGAGAGGAUCUGGAGGACCUGCACCUAAAUCUGGAGGAGCAGAAGACCUGUGUAGCCAAGCUGACCCAAACCCUGGAGGAGGAGCGUCGAGCCUCCUCUCAGCUUUCUCAACAGGUGGAACAGGAGCGUCUUAGCUUCCACAGACGCAUGCAGGAACUGCAGGUCCAGCUGGAAACUGAGCAAGCUAAGGCCCAGGAGAUGACUACAGCACUAAGGAGGGAGAGAGAGAUGCGAGCUGGUCUCUCCUCUGACAGCGGGCCCUCCAACGAAGAGCACAAGGACAGAGGGGGCUUUGAAGAUGGAGGAAGUCUGCUGGAAAGACUGCAGAGGGAGCUGGAUGAUCAGCAUGCACAGGUGGUGCAUCUCUUCAGUGAGGUGGAGGUUCAGAAACUUGAGGUGUUGCGAAAAGAAGAGGAGCUGAUAUUGGCCAAUCAGAGGUCCAGACUAGACCAGGAGGCACUGCUGGAGUCCCGGACUCAGCUUGAGAACCUGGAAGCACGAAUGUUGGAGGUCCAGGAGCAGCUGGAGAGAGAGCUGGCAAAAAUAAAUCAUCUGGAGGAAGAGAAGGAGAGAUUGGAGGAGAGGUUGAACCAGUUAGGAGAGAAUAGGGGGAGUGGUCCUCCCCAGCCUGACACCCAGAGUCCUAUCUGGCACAGUGAGUCUACUGAUCGGACCAAAGACUGGGUGUUUCAGCAGAAGAGUGGAAAUCCUCCGUCAGCGAGCUCCAGCACAUCUGCUCACGUGGAAGUCCCUCCAGCAGGCCACAGCUACGGGCCACACCAUGGCCCUUGGCGCACAGUUGACAGGAUCGUGGGAAAACUUCAUCUCAUUACUUCAAAGGUCCGCAGCAUGGCCAGCAAGACUACAGAAGGGCUGACUGCAGAGGUCGACAGUGAAGAGUUGUCAUGGGUUCAGUCCAAUGUUGAUGAGGUCAUCACCAUGUUACAGCAAUCACCAGGUCUACCCUCCAUCCCAGAGAGUGUGUCCCUGCUGGCAGGAAGCUCCUCGAGCUCCUCCAACACCCUGACGGAGCGUCUGCUGAGGCAGAAUGCAGAGCUGACAGGUUUUGUCAGCCGUCUGACAGAAGAGAAGAAUGAUCUGAGGAACCACACGCUGCGAUUGGAAGAUGAGCUCAGACGCUAUCGGCAGGCUGGACUGGGAUCAGGCGACAGCUCCAGCAGAAAAGGAGUGUCAAAGAUGGAUUCAGCCAAUUUGCUGCUCUCUCAGGAGAGAGAGGCUUGGAAUCGAGAGAAGAUCCGUCUGGAAAAAGGUUUACACCUGGCACAGUCCCAGGUGGCCCGACUCAGGGGAGAAAUCAGGUCCGAAACUUUGCGAGAGAUAUCUGGACCAGAAGCUGACAAUGCUGCACUGAAGAGAAUGUAUGGCAAGUACCUGAGGUCAGAAAGCUUUCGCAAAGCACUGAUCUACCAGAAAAAGUAUCUGCUGUUACUGCUGGGCGGCUUCCAGGAGUGUGAGGAAGCCACGCUGACGCUCCUGUCCAGAAUGGGUGGACGGCCUUCGCUCUCCAGCCUGGAAUCAUUCAGCCAUCGCCGCCGAGGACUAAUGCGCUUCCGUUCUGCCGUCCGAGUCUCUAUCGCCCUCUCUCGAAUGCGUUUCCUCGUGAAGCGAUGGCACAAGGCGACAGGGAUGAGCACCACAACCUCCUGCGGUGUCAACAAGAAUGGGGCAGGCUCAGAGGUGAGGGACUCGCCCUUCCUUCACCCAGGCGGUGUGGAGAUGUACAGAGAAAGAGGAGGAGGCGGAGUCUCCAGCAGCAGGGGAAGAAGUGGACGUGAAUCCCCACGAUCAGGCGUCUCCUCCACACCCCACAGGUUUCACGUAGCUGCAGAUCAUGGCGCUCUCACCUGUUCCCACCUGCAGCAGAGCUAUGACCCCGACCGAGCCCUCACUGACUACAUCUCCAGACUGGAGGCCCUGCAGAGGAGGCUGGGCAGUGUGACAUCAGGUGCUUCUUCAUAUGCUCAACUGCACUUUGGCUUGAGAAGAUAGAUGCUGACAAAUUACUUUGGCUUGAAGAAACUGAGUUGCCUUUUUCUUGUGCUGAGCGUUCUGCUGUUUUCUAUCAUUCUGGUGUGGACUGUAUCUCUCCAUGUGGACCAAAAGACAUUUUUUAUUAGUGUACGACAUGUUGUGUUCGGGCUUUUUGUCGCCAGCACUUGAAAAACAGCUAUGUUUGUAAUUUAAUCUGCCUCUUUGUUGAGGAUGAUCUACAAUCAUGUAUAUUUGUCUAAUGCUAAUUUAAAGACUGAUUAAUUUAAAUGUUUGUGUUGUAUGGGUGGAGCAUUAUGUAGAGAAUGUUUGGGUUUACUGUUAAGGAGGCUGCUACUGGAUAUUCUACACUACACUGUGUUUUGUUUAGGCGAGACAGACUACAGAAGACAUUUGUAGAGAACGUAUUUUUGUAAAGCGUAGAAGCUUUGAAUUUUUGGGGUAUUUUGUCAAAAACUUAAAUAAAGAGGAUGACCUUAUUUCAAA
This is a messenger RNA of Melanotaenia boesemani (Boeseman's rainbowfish), 13025 nucleotides long. RefSeq names its product A kinase (PRKA) anchor protein 9 (gene akap9). Gene Ontology annotation, biological process: signal transduction. Gene Ontology annotation, molecular function: molecular adaptor activity. The coding region runs from base 162 to 12539 and encodes 4125 amino acids. The record is from RefSeq and is a predicted model, not a curated record. NCBI's taxonomy places the organism in Eukaryota, Metazoa, Chordata, Actinopteri, Atheriniformes, Melanotaeniidae. The transcript is spliced from 55 exons.